AUGUCGACGCCGCCACCUCCUGCCGCCACUCCUCCACUCCCAGUUAUGGCUUCCAACCCAGGACAAUGGGAAAUGGGGGAAUGCACCGAACUCCAAAAAGCCUCGUUAAAGUGUAUCGAAGAGAACUACACGAAGCGAAGCAACUGCAACGAGCACUUUGAACGCUACCGCGAAUGCAAGAAGAAACGACAUGCGUCCAUCGUGGCCGCGCGCCGUGCUGGCAUCUUGGAUUAA
Messenger RNA from Aphanomyces astaci, 234 nucleotides. RefSeq lists its product as hypothetical. The record is from RefSeq and is a predicted model, not a curated record. The coding region runs from base 1 to 234 and encodes 77 amino acids. Lineage: Eukaryota; Oomycota; Saprolegniomycetes; Saprolegniales; Verrucalvaceae. The transcript has 4 exons.